AUGGAGGAGGACGCUGAGCGGGAGGACGACAGGGCGGAGCGGACCUGGCAGCUCGUCAACUUGUGUGGAUCGUCUGGGCCAUCUGGUGUCGCCUUCCGGCGAAGCCGGGACCUCGAGGACAAGCAGCAUCCUAGGCUCGUCGCGGAGUGGGGCAGCGUGCUGCGGGGCAGCGUGUGCCCCGGCGCGGAGUGGCUGCGGGCGCGGGGCGGGCUCUACCUGCCGAUGCGGCUGCGCGGGGCCCCGGCGCUCCUGCAGGUGCUCGGGGAGGUCCCCGUCCUCUACCACGCCUACUUCCGCCUGAGGCUGCCCACCGAGUUCCAGGACUUGUGGGGCAGGUUCCGUGACUCGCUCGUGCGCCAAGGCACCGCCCUGCACUUCGGGGUCUCCCUCUCCGCCGACAAGGCCUGGGGGCACUGCCGCGCCGCCUUCGCCACCCGCGAGGCGAUGCGGCAGCACCUGCUGGACGUGGGGGCCACGUGGCGCGCGGCGGCGAGGGGCCCCGCCGCCCUGGACCGCCUCGAGCUGCACGGCCCGCGCCCGGACACCGAGGAGCUGCGCCGCUCGGCGGCGCUGGCCGCCCUGGGCGUCAGCCCCGCGCGCUGCGUCGUGUACCAGGGGUUCUACUCCCUCUGGGGCGGCGGCGCCGCAGAGGGCCCGCCGGGCCCGCUGUGCACGCUGCGCGUGGUGCCGCGGAGCCCGUUCCGAGCCGCGGGCCGGGGCCCGUUCGGGUGGGCCGAUGUGGCGCACCUGUGGGAGGCGUGCCACGCCGCCGGGGCCGCCGCCGCGCCUGGCCUUCUCGAUGCGUCCACUGCCCAGGGGCGGCACAGGAGGGGGGCGAUGACCAUCCACUGGGAUGACCGUGGGGGGUUCUAG
This is a messenger RNA of Prorocentrum cordatum, 873 nucleotides long. The record is from the annotation of a GenBank genome assembly. Lineage: Eukaryota; Dinophyceae; Prorocentrales; Prorocentraceae.